AUGUCUAGUGGUAACCCUGGAGGAGCACUGAGGGCGCUGUCGCCCACGCCGCCGGAGCGCGGGUCGUUCCCGCUGGACCACGACGGCGAGUGCGCCGAGUACAUGCAGAAGUACCUGCAGUGCAUGCGCCUCGCAGCCAACGAGAACGCACACAACUGCCGCCUGCUGGCCAAGGACUACCUCAAGUGCCGCAUGGACCACCAGCUCAUGGACAAGGACGAGUGGAAGAACCUCGGCCUGCCCCCAGAUGACAAGCAGUAA
Messenger RNA from Nakaseomyces glabratus, 261 nucleotides. It is a transcript of the gene COX19, whose product is annotated as Cox19p. Gene Ontology annotation, cellular component: mitochondrial intermembrane space. The record is from RefSeq and is a predicted model, not a curated record. Gene Ontology annotation, biological process: mitochondrial respiratory chain complex IV assembly. Lineage: Eukaryota; Fungi; Ascomycota; Saccharomycetes; Saccharomycetales; Saccharomycetaceae.